UAAGAUGAUAACUGCGUCAGACGUAAUUACAUUUACAAAGGACACCUCAGUCAAUUCUGAAACAAGUUUAUUCUAACUUUCACUUUUACAGAAACAGUAGUGGUUGUACUCUAGCAAAGAAAUCAGAUCAAAUAAUGGCAACUACAGUGGUUGUCCAGCAGCCCUAUAUAGUGUCACAUAGAAAUCCCUGGAGUUCAGGGCUGUGCGACUGUUGCGAGGACAUGAACUCUUGCUGCUAUGCAUUUUGGUGCUGCCCUUGCUUUGCUUGUUCCACCACUGGGGAGCUUGGGGAGAGCCCCUGUCUGCCCCUGUUAGACUUGUUUGGCCCGGGUUUCUUGGCUGCUUUAGGGUUCCCAGUAUGUGUGCCACCGGUAACUCUGGGAAUGCGGGUGGCAGUUCGUCAUAAAUAUGAAAUCGUGGGCAGUAUCUGCGAGGAUAUCAUGGUCUCCUGUUGUUGUAUUUGGUGUUCCUGGUGUCAGAUGAGCAGAGAAAUCAAGGAGCAUAAAAAACCCAUCACCAUAAUGACCACACAACCCAUGGUACAGGUUGUUCCCAACAUAUCCACCACCACCACCACACAUGUUGUGAGAGGGCAGCCAUUUGGAAUUAUGUCACCAGUCCAGAUGGGUUCACCUCUUAUCCUGACUUCUCCAUAGAGGGAAGCCCCAGCUGCCAUUCGUCCUAAAUAGAUUUCACUUACAUAAUGUUUUAAAAGCUGUUAAAACUAUUCAAUAUACUGUGGCUGUUCCUAAUUUGCCAUGUUUUUAGCUAUACACACUAUGGGGUUACACAAUUAUUUACUGGCAACAGUUUGUUCAAAGAUAAAUGAACAUUACACAUCAACAAGAUUUUAUCUUUACAGGAAAAAAAUAAAAGUACAGCAUUAUGCAAAGCGUUUCUGCGAACCAAAAUAAUAAAAAAAAAAACUACUUCUGACAUCACCAUAUCGUUUGGUGUUUUAUUUUGGGGUUUGGGCAACCAUUAUUAUAGAGUUAUUCUCUCAUUCAGUUUUAAACUAUGUUUUGUAUUAAAAGCGUAAAACAUAUAAACAUACAAUAUAAUUUUCAGUUCAGUUCAAUAAUAAUAGCAUUUUAGAUAGCAUGAAAAAUAGCUGAAAUGACUUUUUUUCCUUAACAUGUUUGCAAUCUUUGUAACUGUAAAUGUCUAAGAUGU
Messenger RNA from Paramisgurnus dabryanus, 1173 nucleotides. Its product is annotated as cornifelin homolog. Lineage: Eukaryota; Metazoa; Chordata; Actinopteri; Cypriniformes; Cobitidae. The record is from RefSeq and is a predicted model, not a curated record.